Molecule: messenger RNA, 432 nt
Organism: Lactuca saligna
Lineage: Eukaryota; Viridiplantae; Streptophyta; Magnoliopsida; Asterales; Asteraceae
Source: the annotation of a GenBank genome assembly
AUGUUCAGUCUCAGGGUUAGAAGUGGAUGUGAUGCUAAAGGUCAAAAGCAUCAUCUUCAAGAUAAGCUUGAUCAAAUGGAUAAAUGCAACAAAUUAAGGAUCAAAGCUCUACCUGAGUCCUUUAAUGGAGCUCUUACAGAUUUAAAAGCUAUUGCAAGGGAAGGGCAUGUGUUGGUUGUGCAAAAUGUAAAGAAAGUUCGAGAAGAUGUUAUCCAGAAAAUAGAAGAACUUCAUGAAGACAUGGAAAAGGAAGUUGUAGCAUUAGAACACAAUUAUUAUUCUCUUCACAAGAAGGUGGACAUUAUUGUUGAUGUUGUAACUAAGUAUGAAACAUUGUACGAAGCUUUACUUCUGAAGGUUGCCACGAAGUUUGAUGAAAAUAACAUGAGUCUUAGCAAGAUUGAUACUAUGUUGGUUGAAUUGAAGGGAUAG